Rosa chinensis is the source of this 1121-nucleotide messenger RNA. RefSeq lists its product as uncharacterized. NCBI's taxonomy places the organism in Eukaryota, Viridiplantae, Streptophyta, Magnoliopsida, Rosales, Rosaceae. The transcript has 6 exons. The record is from RefSeq and is a predicted model, not a curated record. Bases 395 to 820 code for a protein of 141 amino acids.
UAAUGGUCUAGACUUGUGCAUGUUGUCAGUGACAGAUUAAAUCAUUUCCUUGCUCUCACGCUCUUGCUGCCCUCCGGCAAGCGGGAUAUGUGGUUUACUCGUUUAUGGAACUAUAUUACUCUGUUCGUUGAAGCAGAGGCUUUGGCUCUUCAAAAGAAGAAGACGACAGCAAUGGUACAAGACCACCAUUGCAUACUUCCAGUUUAGUAGCAUCUGGGCCUAUUGGGCCAAUGCAAGGAGAUUAAGGGGCAAUUACCAGGGCUAUUCCUAACAUAUCAUUCGGGUUUGGGAUGUUGCACCUUCAGUCCCUAAUUGGUUUUCUGCUUCUUUCUCCUCAAGUCCCCAACUUCUCAGUCUCCUCAAAUCGAAGUCAUGAAAUCGGAGUCAAGCACGGAUGCUGGUACUGCUGGUCUGGAGAACAAAUCAAGUUCAUCAUCUCAGUUUGGAGAAGCAGAGGAGAGAAGAGGUAUCUCUGUAUGAUGAUGUUUCCGAGGAACCAAAGGUUGGGGAGUUCAUUGUAAAGUAUCCCUCUUCUGAGUCACCGAUAUUCCACAAAUGUUCUUGGAGACGUGAUUCUCGAAAUGACUCUGAUGGUGUGCCAAGAUUCCCACCUCUUGUGAUCCCUAAAGAUGCUGGAGCUGAUCGAAAUCCUCUGCACUCAGUAACAGGCUUACCUCCUAUUCCACUCAAUAUUAUAGUGGGAUAUGCUGUCCCUUUAAUAGCAGAUGCUCACGAGAGAGAGACACGCAAGCGAGAACCGGGAUAUGAUGAGGUCGAGUACCGAAAUAUGAUGAGGUCGUUUCUGAUGAGUGAGGACUGAGGACAGUUCAAGUGCUUUUGGGUUACUCUUACGUACUUACAGCUGAUUACCUUUUGUGUGUUUUCAAAUCAGCAUUCAGUUUAGUUGAUCUUAAUUAAACUAGGUGCUAAUAUAUUCCCAUUUUGUGGUGGUUCUACACUGCCCAUCUUGUAAAGCUACUACAGCGUAAGUUGUCAAGGUCGGAGACUUUUUCAGGUGUUCCGAAUUUAAUGCAGUAUUUGUUACUUGUUUUGAAUCGAUGAUAACUGUAUUCCCAGAAUUUAUCUUCUGGCAUUGUGUCAGAUCCCAUCUCACAGACCAA